UUAGUAUCCUACUGAUCACUAACGUAAACAUACGACCAAGCUACUACAGCGCGACCUAUGUCCAAACACGUUUUAUGAGUAUGUAAUAUUUACGGUGUGAUACACAUGUUUACUCGAUAUUAAGUGAUUAUUAAAUAAAAAUUAAUUUAAAAAAUAUAUAUACACAUAUCGAAUUAUAUUAAUUCCGGAAUUAAAUUGAGAAAAUAAUUAAAUCGUACCAUGAACAACAGAACCUUUCUCGACGUUGAUGAUUCAAUAAUAACUAAAAACUUAAUACUACCAGAAACUGCGGCCCAGGACAAUUUAUUGAAACAAAUCGAUACGAAACCUUACUUUAUCAUCCAACCAACUCCUGGAAUAUGUAUAAAAACGAAAACAGACGGAGGAGAGAAGGUUUUUUUAAAUAUAUGCACAUCAGAUAAAAUACCAGCACCUGAAGAUAUAUCAGAUACACAGCUUUUUGAGAUAAUAUCAAAAGAAAAUCCUGAAUUUGUUAUACCCAUGAGUAUUGGCAAUGAAAAAUUUGAGUCUGAUAAAGGGGGUUCCCCUUGUAUAACAUAUGAUGUUGCAAUUAAUGUAACAUAUUUUGAGAAAUGUCAGCAGAGGAAACAUUUCUUAUUAUUCACAAUAUCAGUUAUAAUGGAUGGUGUAGGAAUGAAGAUGAAUAGAGUUUUAAAUUCAGAGGAUUACGUGAUUCUUAAGAAUCGCAAGGUCAUGGGCAAAUUACAACAACACAAAAUCGAAAAUCGUGAAACAAGAAUUCAAUCACAAGCUAAAAGACCACUGAUCGAGGAAAUCAUGUCUUCUAAAACAGAAACUUCUGCGAAAAAAAUUAAUGAGACAAGAGACUCUCCAAUGUUAAAAUAUACAUUAUUGAAACAACCUAUAGAAGGACCAGCAACAAAUUUGAUUGGCUUAUUUGAAAUGCCUAAAGGGAUUAAUGGCGAAGAUGUGGAGGUACUACUAGACGAAGAUCGUAUUGUAAUUACAGUCGAUAAAACUGGACUUACACAUGAUCUAUCAGUUUCCUACAAUAUAAAUGUAGCUAGCGUAAAAUGUCGUCUAGACAAAGAUCUCAAGGUACUCAGACUGGAUAUGCCUGUUCAAAGUGCUGCAAACAGUAUUAAAUAAAUAAUAAAUAGAGAUCAAUCUUGUAAAUAGUUUUAUUGUAACAUUAUUUAUAUUUCGAAACAAAAAGAAGUAAUAUCUUUUGGUUUUUACUAUUUCUUCCUUUUUUUUUUUGAACAAUAAAACUUUAAUGAGCACGAUUA
Messenger RNA from Megalopta genalis, 1271 nucleotides. RefSeq names its product PIH1 domain containing 1 (gene PIH1D1). The record is from RefSeq and is a predicted model, not a curated record. Gene Ontology annotation, cellular component: R2TP complex; cytoplasm; ribonucleoprotein complex. Gene Ontology annotation, biological process: box C/D snoRNP assembly; rRNA processing. Lineage: Eukaryota; Metazoa; Arthropoda; Insecta; Hymenoptera; Halictidae.